This is a messenger RNA of Paracoccidioides brasiliensis Pb18, 642 nucleotides long. RefSeq names its product DNA-directed RNA polymerase core subunit RPC19. The record is from RefSeq and is a predicted model, not a curated record. Gene Ontology annotation, molecular function: protein dimerization activity; DNA-directed RNA polymerase activity. Gene Ontology annotation, cellular component: RNA polymerase I complex; RNA polymerase III complex. Gene Ontology annotation, biological process: DNA-templated transcription. The coding region runs from base 1 to 642 and encodes 213 amino acids. The transcript is spliced from 4 exons.
AUGCCGGCCUCUACGCACUCACAAGAUGAAUCCAUGCCAGAUGCGGGCCUACAGUCUCAAGGAGAGCAGGAGCCGGAGUAUGAAGACCCUGAAGGGUAUGACGCAGAUGAGUUCGAGGUGGAUGGACGGAGAAUAACCAUUGUGAGUACUGUUUUUCAUGUUACCGUCUCUUCUCCAUAUCGUUGGGUUCCUAUUACGCGAGUUCUCCUGGGUUUUAGAGCCCUUGAUAUUUUCCUUCAUGAGGUUUCCUUCCUGGUCUUAGGUCAUCGUCAUUUCGCGGCUAUUGGAUCCGUUCUCUCCACUGUUAUCCUCUGUCUACCUGGAGCUACUGAAACAGCUGUAUCAUUUCAAUUUGACAGGGAAGAUCACACCCUUGGAAACGCAUUGAGAUAUGUGAUUAUGAAGAAUCCCAAAUUUCUAACCUAUUCAACCACCAUCCGCAGUCCAGAAGUUGAAUUCUGCGGCUACACAAUGCCACAUCCAUCAGAAGCUAAAAUGAAUCUACGUAUUCAAACGUAUGAUACAACAACUGCCAUUGCUGUUCUAGAAAAGGGAUUCGACGACUUGAUGGAGCUGUGUGACGUAGUGACAGAGACUUUCACGGAGGCCAAAAAUGCCUUUGAUGGUAGCAAGGGCCAAUAA